Capsella rubella is the source of this 1300-nucleotide messenger RNA. Its product is annotated as putative hydrolase YtaP. The coding region runs from base 80 to 1168 and encodes 362 amino acids. NCBI's taxonomy places the organism in Eukaryota, Viridiplantae, Streptophyta, Magnoliopsida, Brassicales, Brassicaceae. The transcript is spliced from 13 exons. The record is from RefSeq and is a predicted model, not a curated record.
CAUUAAACAGAACAACAAAUCCUUUUCUCCCAGACUCCCACCGAUCACCACCGCCGCCACCACCACCACCACCGGAGUUAUGGAUUCUCAAUCUCAUCAUCAAGCCCAAGUGUUUAGAUCUGACUUCCUUCGUCUUCUCCACACUCGUCGAUCACAAGAAGUUCCACUAAUUGCGGAUUCUUCUAAUCCUGUGGAGAACCCUCUCUUUCAAUCCGAUGUUCCUUCUACAACAGCAAUAGAGUCUUGUCCUAAAGAAGACAUUGGUGAUUUAAACGAAAUGCUUAAAGAAGAAAACCUUCAUUUGCACACUGAGGAUGCAGAGCAAGGGAGAUUGCCUUUGCUUAUAUUAAGCUUGAAGGAGAGGAGUGAAGAAAGAAAGCCAGCGAUUGUGUUUAUGCAUGGCACAAACACAAACAAAGAAUGGUUAAGGCCAUGGCUUCAAGCAUAUGCUUCGAGGGGAUAUGUAGCCAUCGGUUUAGACUCUCGCUACCACGGGGAACGAGCUGACAGCAAAACUGCUUAUCGAGAUGCUCUUAUAGCAUCUUGGAGAAAUGGAAACACAAUGCCUUUUAUCUUUGAUACUGUCUGGGAUUUGAUCAAAUUAGCUGAAUAUCUUACUCAGCGGGAUGAUAUAGACCCAACGAGGAUAGGAAUCACCGGUAUUUCGCUAGGAGGGAUGCAUGCUUGGUUUGCUGCUGCAGCUGACACCCGAUAUUCCGUGGUUGCCCCUUUAAUCGGUGUCCAGGGAUUUAGAUGGGCAAUCGAAAAUGAUGAGUGGGAAGCAAGAGUCAAUAGUAUAAAACCUUUAUUUGAAGAAGCAAGGAUUGAUCUAGGAAAGAAUGUAAUCGACAAAGAAGUUGUCGAGAAGGUGUGGAACAGAAUAGCUCCCGGCCUAGCUUCUAAGUUUGAUUCGCCUUACUCAUUACCAGUGAUUGCUCCACGGCCUCUUUACAUCCUUAACGGCGCAAAGGAUCCUCGCUGCCCUCUUGGCGGACUAGAAGUUCCUUUAAAGAGAGCUGAGAAGGUGUAUAAGGAAACUGCUUCUCCUGGAAAUGUUAAGUUCAGAGCAGAAGAAGGAGUUGGACACGAAGUGACGAGCUUUAUGAUCAAAGAAUCAUCAGACUGGUUUGACAAAUUCCUUAAACAAGGAGAUACGACUUGCGAAUAAACCGAUGGACAUGUCCGAUUGUAAUAUUGGUAAAACUGUAAACUAAUAAGAGGAAACAUCUCCUUAUAAACUUACAAAUGUGAAACUUAAAAAUAAUGUAUUCACUCUCGCAAAUCAUUAUCACUACAGAAA